AGCGGAGCGAGUAAAUACUAGCGAGAGAAGCCUCAAGAUGGCGGACUCGCCGAGCUCCGUUCGCUUCAGCAGCGGAGCCGCGGCGACCGCCCCCGUUGCAAACCCGCUCCCCAAGUCCGAAAACCGCCCGCAGUCUUCGCGAGACUUGAACGCGCCGCCGCCCAAGAAGCUCCGAGUCGAGGAGAGGAGCGUCAAACCAAAGAAAGUCGUCCGGGAUGGAGGGCUGCUGGGAGGCAACUGUGGCGGCAAGGAGAAACUCCAGCAGCCGACGAAGCAACCGUGUCUCGCGGCGGGUUUGUGGAGCCUCAGCCCGGCCAACGCCAGCGCCGCUUUGGUCCACACAAUCGGCGGAAGCCAAGCGGCAGUCGCUACUGGGCACAAAAUCUUGAAGCAGAGCGAUUUCUUCCUCCACAAGGCGCCUAAAAUCAAGAAGCCGAGCAAGGAUAAACAGCGCGAGAAGGGAGACGCGAAAAAGAAACUCUUCGUGACGCCCGCUAACAACGACAUUGGCAGAUUCGACCACAUUUCUCCAAUCAAAAGACAAAAUGGGGAUGUCGCGUUGCCACAUAAAGAACUCCUGAACAAGGACAAGACUAAAGACCAGGAGCGUGAGGAGAAGAAGAAGCACAAAGUGAUGAACGACAUCAAGCGGGAGAAUGGAGAGGUCAAGCAGCCCAUUAAAGAUGGAGGCGUCCAAGCCGAGCUGGACUCGGAGCUGCAAAUCAAAAAAGUCAAGAAGAAAAAGAAGAAGAAACACAAAGAGGGGGAGAAGCACAAGCGCGUGAAGAUGUACCACCGCUCGUGCCAAACCGUUUGCGCCGGCUUGCUCCUCUUGCCCUCCCCGCCGCCUCACCUCGACAAUUCCUCCACCGCCGCGGCGUCCCCGUUUAAACUGCCCCUGCCCGUUCACCCCCCGCCCAACAACAAGAGCGCCCACCUGCACUCGCCGUACGUCAACUCGUCCCCGCACAAGAGCCCGGGGCGCCACAUCCAUCCCGGCCUUUCGGGCCUGGAGUUCGCCCCUUACAUCCACAUCGAGACGCAGCCCAACGGCGGCGCUCUGGUGGCCCACACCUACGCCUCGCAGCUGGCCUCACUCUCGGCGGCCCAGAGGCGGCGAUUCGCCCAGGAGUUUGUCACGCUGGCCUUCAGCGAGGACUCGGCGCAGGCCGCUCAUUACGUCAUGGGCAUCGUCCACGGAGAAGCCUCCUACCUGCCCGACUUCCUGGACUACUUUUCCACCAAGUUCUCAUCAGCGCCGGUCAAAAUGGAGAUCCUGGGAAAGAAGGACAUCGAAACCACCACAAUGGCGAAUUUCUACUCUCAGGUGAAGAGAACUUACAGCCACGGCACGUACCGAGCCGGGGCGAUGAGGCAGAUCAGCCUGGUGGGAGCCGUGGAUGAGGAGGCGGGCAAUUUCUUUCCGGAAUUCCUCGGCAUGCUGGAGGGGUCGCCCUUCCUGAAGCGCACACUUCCAUGGGGGACCAUGUCCAGCCUGAGCCUGAUGAGCCCCGACGAGAGCGACGACGGGCCCAUCAUGUGGGUGAGGCCGGGAGAGCAGAUGAUCCCGGUGGCCGACAUACCAAAGUCUCCUUUCAAGAGAAAACGUUUCCUUCACAGCUCCACCAACGAGGUGAAGAACCUCCUCCAGUCCCUUCCCAGGACCAGCGAGCCCAGGGAGAUGCUCUUUGAAGACAGGACCCGGGCCCACGCCGACCACAUCGGCCAGGGUUUCGAGCGCCAGACCACGGCGGCGGUGGGGGUGCUGAAGGCCGUCUGCUACAAAGAAGGCUUGGACCCUCCUCGCGUAACCAAAGACGUGGUGUGCUUCCACGCCGCCGAUUUCCCGUACGUGGUUCAGCGGCUGCAGUUGGAUCUUUAUGAACCGCCGCUCUCGCAGUGUGUGCAAUGGGUGGACGAUGCCAAGCUGAACCAGCUUCGUCGGGAGGGCAUCCGCUACGCCCGCAUCCGGCUGUGUCACGACGACGUCUACUUCAUCCCGCGCAACGUGGUCCACCAGUUCAAGACCGUGUCGGCCGUCUGCAGCCUGGCCUGGCACGUCCGCUUACGGCAGUACGAGCAGGGAGGCCAGGGAGAGGAAGUGAAGGAGGAAGAGGAGGAGCUGGACCUGAUGGAAGAAACCAAGGGCGAGGAACAGGAGAGGAUCAAAGUAGAGGAGGAAGAGGAGGAGUUGGGUGCAGCCAGGAACAGGACGUUGCCAACACUGGAAGAUCUGCCGCCUUCUGAUUGUCCGCCGCCGAUGCGCUCAGUGGACUCGCAAGCGAGAGCGAGCGACAAGCCGGAGGAGAAGGAGGUUGCACAGGAUGACGCGAGGCCCAAACGUCCACAGUCGCCGCCGAGCCGAGUCACAGCAGAGCUGCCCAAAAGGAGCAAACCUUCAUCACCUCGCCCUCACCAGCCUGACAGAAAAGCCACAAAAAACACUCAUCACAACUUUCAUCAUCGUCAUCUGCCAAGCGCCACCACGCCGUCUUCCAGCUCGUCUCCGUUGUCCCCAAUGACCGCCUCGCCGCACUCCUCGUCUUUACGCCACCCGCUAGCUGCUGCCAGCCCUUCCUCCUCCGCCUCGUCUUCAUCGCAGAGCCCCAAGCCCCCGCCAGACUCUCACCCGCACCCUUCCCCGGAAUCCACGUCUUCCCGUGUGGCCCCCUCCCCUCAGAAGGACAAAGACUCGCCGCGCUUCAACCCGGAAGCGGGCGCCGACCGGCGGGCUCCCGCGUCCUUGGACUUCCACGCCCACCUCGGUUCCUAUGGCGACGCACGGACUCACGCGCCGACAGAAAAGUGGACUCACGGCGUGGACAUGAGCCCCCGGACGUUCGUGCACGCUCACCACCUGCAGCAAUAUCCUCCCCCCAUGCCACCUCCCCACCACCUCCCCCAAAUGUUCCCCCCUUCCUAUUCGCCGCUCCUGCCUCACUCGCACCUCCCCCACAGACCUCCUCCCCCCUUCCUCAGUCAGGUGCCGCCUCCCCACCCAGUUCACAUCAGCCCACUGCACCUGCCCCCCCCACACCCGGGUGACGCCACCACCCAGACCCAGCACUACUACCCCCAAAUGGCCCCCCUCAUGUCCCCCCACCACUUCCACCCUCACCCCAAGCCCUUCUACCCCCCACAUUACCCCACGCUCCCCUUCCUCCCCUCCCAGCCCUUCCCCAACCACCCUCCUCCCCCCCAUUACCAACCCAUGGCACCGGCCCCGCCUCUCCAUCCUCCACCUCACACCUUCGCCCCGCCUCCCCCGCCACCGCCCUCCUCUUCUGCCUCUCCCCCGCCGCCUCCCCCUCUCCCCCCACUCCCCCCAAACAACGAGGAGGAAGAGGAGCGGAGUCUCUAGGGCUUUUCUACCUAACAAUUUGGUUUUCCCAGAUUAAAUUGUACAGCUUUCCUUUUGCUGGUGUUGUAAAAUGAUGUAAAAAGGAAAGUGGUUUUCAAAAAUCCCAGUAUGCUUUGAAAAGUGUUAUAAACCAGGUAAGCCGAGUCUCAUUUUGGAAGAUUGACGUUUUACCGUUCAACUUGCAGCUAAUGCUUCCAAUUGUGCCCGAGACGUUUUAUGAAACAAAAACAAGAAAAACCCGCCACCUUACACAACACUCGCCCCGUGUUGUAAUACAAUGGCCGAGACAAUAUUACGUAAUAUGAUAACACUUCCUCCCGAGAUGUUACUAUUUUUAAAUCGAGGCGUCGCCCACGGUUUCAGCCGUUGCCAUGUUGUCUUACCGGCCGAUGUCACAAAUGGCAGGUAGCCCGACGAAUAAUUAUUAUGAGUCAUAAUCAUGCACUCUCGAAACUGCCGAGUGAAAAGUGACCCGUUUUUCAACCUCUUCGGCGUACAUCCACGUCAUUUCCGGCGGUCCACAGGGGAGAUGUUGUGUUCUUCCGAGAUUUUUAUGCACACACCGCCAAGAUGGUUUUUAAGCUCAUCACGAAUGUCGACUUCCAAAAGCGCUUAGUGACGGACAUUCUGCUUCCAAAUUUUGAAACUAUUUGUCUCUUGUUGUCGCACAGUCGUGGAAUGUUUCCUGUCGCUUCCUCCCCACUUGCUAAUGUAGCCCACGACAUUCCCCCCCCCCCCCGAGUGCCUGUCCUCAACUGUAAACUAUGGAAUGUUCACACAGAGAUUUUGUUGUGUUGCUUCAUCAUCCCAAAGUUUCCCACUUUGACCCCCCCUCGCCCACACACACUGGAAAAUUAGACCAAAGCCUUAAAAAAUGGUCAGCAAGCCGAGUUGUGUUUUCUGCCAUUUAGUCUCGCAGCUAGAGUGGCAAAUAUUUCCAAAAUGUAAGCUAGUUCUCAUCUAUUUUUUGCAGAAGGCUUCACUUGAGAGGUGAAGGACAAUAUGAAGCUUUUUUUUUUUUUUUUUUAAACAGUUCAGGUGUGGUCAGCCAGAAAUGGAAAAACCUGACAUGAUCUUUCUAUUUGUGUUCAAACUCGCAAUGACCGUAGAAAGUCUUCAGGGACUUGUUUUUUUCAGGAUUAUUUAUCAAUUGUGUGUUUUUCUAUUUGAUUUUAGCCAUUUUCUUUUUCACUGUCAGCACUGUAGUGUAUAUAAGAGGUUUUGUAAAGACAAACGCGUAGAAGGGUUUCUACUUUAAAUAAAUAAGAGCCAAACUAAUAAAAGGCUCACUGGAU
Messenger RNA from Syngnathus acus (greater pipefish), 4656 nucleotides. RefSeq names its product lysine-specific demethylase RSBN1L-like. Gene Ontology annotation, cellular component: nucleus. The transcript is spliced from 9 exons. NCBI's taxonomy places the organism in Eukaryota, Metazoa, Chordata, Actinopteri, Syngnathiformes, Syngnathidae. The coding region runs from base 38 to 3361 and encodes 1107 amino acids. The record is from RefSeq and is a predicted model, not a curated record.